GAGCAGAGGCGAUCGGGACGGAGCGCGCUCGAAGAUGAAACCAUCGACUGGGUUUCGAAUUCUGACAGACGAGGACGCGCACAAACACGACACGGAAAAACUGAAGUGUUUUAAACAACAGCCCUGGUGGUGAAGGAUUGUUUUUGAUCAUAACAGAAGAUGUUUGCACAAAAUCAGUGACGUUUUCUCCUCGCGGAUACGCGCGGUACCCUCGGAUUACGCGUAAUUUGAGAUUUCGUAAAACUUCAGGCGUUUUCUGACGGGUUCAUUUGAAGAUUAGAAAGUGACUCGUUUCGGUUUAAGGCACUGGGGUUGUCAGGAUUAGGACAGAAGCCAAAAGAGGUGCAUUACAAAAAAGAUCCCAUCACCCCCUGAGUGACAUUUCCUUCUCAUGAAUACAGAUUAGUCUCCAUUAAUGUUGUCAAGUGCUAAAGAUCUGUUUAGACAAAGACAUUGGAAUGUUAAAAUUCCUGUAUGCUUGCAGGGAAAUAUAGACAUACGUCAGGGCACUUUUGUCCCAUGCAAUGUAAAUAUUUUAUCACUGUUCUGCAAAUAUCAAGGCUACAGAAAGGUUAUUGAGCCAUCCACUGUGCUGCUGAAAGUAUUUCUACUGUGAAUUUAAAGGACGUUAAACUCAUUCUUAUGAAAAAAAAUCAUCUCAUACAGCAUAUUUCAACCACUACUUUCAGGAUACUUUAUAUAUGACCGCAAACUGAUGCAUGUUCAAUCACGGUCCAGAUAUGCAAUACAUCAAAGUCUUCCACUCCGGUUCAAAAAGGAUUUUAAUUCAGAUUAAUCUCUGGCAGGUCUGAACCCUCAGGGUUGUGUCCAGCAUCCCACCCUAACCAUGACUGUGUGCCAUCAUCUCCACUGAGCAAUGCUUUGCAUCAUCCCACAUUUCCAAGAUGGCAAAAUGUGAACUAAUCGAAUUACAGGACUUGACUCCAAAUGACCGUAUUGAAUUAGCGUCACCUACUGGCCCUCCGCCCAUCCCUGGCCAGACUUUGGACAGAUGGGGCACGGAGAAGGUGGUGCGGAUGGUGGGGGAGCGUGUCCGUCUGGAGGAUCCCUAUUGGUCGAUGGGUAAAUCCGGACUGGGACACGACUUUCAGCCGAGCAGUCCGACCCAGCUCAGCUGGUGUGACCUCUGUGGGGAGUUUAUAUGGGGCCUGUACAAACAGAGCCUUCGGUGCACACACUGUAAUUACACCUGUCAUUACCGCUGUCAACCCUUUAUUCAACUGGACUGCAGCUUGACCUCUGACCUCAUCACCGACCAAUCAAACUACUGCGAGGACACGAUUGAGACAGACACUAAUGUGGAUGAACAAGUGGACUGGAGGAAGCAAGAGCUCUCCAGCAGUGAAAUACAGCAGAAGGUGAAGGAAUACAACGCUCAGGUCAACAGUAACCUCUUCAUGGUUUUGAAUCGUGAUGGUUCGUACACUGGCUUCAUAAAGGUCCAGUUUAAGCUGGCGCGGCCCGUGUCUAUCCCGCCCCCGCGGAACGUUUCCUCAUCUUCUGGGGAGGACAAAGCACUGAAGCAUCGCACCUCGUUUUACCUGCCCAGAGAUACAGUCAAACAUCUCCACAUCAGCUCCAAAACCCGGGCCAGAGAGGUCAUAGAGGCUUUGCUGAAGAAGUUCACUGUGGUGGACAACCCAGCCAAGUACUCUCUGUUUGAACGCAGCGAGAGACAAAAUCAAGUCUACUUGAAGAAAAUAGCAGAUGAUGACCGUCCGCUUUUCCUGCGUCUGUGUGCCGGGCCCAACGAGAAAGUCCUCAGUCUGGUUCUUAAAGAAAAUGAAACGGGGGAAGUUAAUUGGGACGCUUUCAGCUUUCCCGAGCUGCAGAACUUCCUGCGCAUACUGCAGAAAGAGGAAGAAGACUAUGUGCGGCAGAUUGUCCGGCGUUACGCCCUGGCACGUGACAAGAUGAACGACGCCAUGAAGAACUUCAGCACACCAGGCUGAAGCGCACACGGGCUACAUUUUAUACCUCUGAAACGAAAGAAGACGAAGAGGAAGCGUACAUGCACGGCCUAAAAUGGUUUGAGUACAAAGAGUGUGUGUGGAAGAAUCUUCAGGUCCAUUAGGACAUGACUGGAGUGAGAAAUGCAAGAGAAAUGCAGUGCGAGUGUGACUGUUGUGCGUAUGAAGAGCGUAUGCAGACUUUACACUGAGAGAAAUACUGCUAUCCUAGCUGGAUUCAGUGGAAUGGCUGCAAUGGUGGAGUGACGUCUUUUGACUGUUUGACUGUGGUGAAUGGAACAAUGCAGAGUUCUGUUACAGAGUAUUUUUAGGGAAAUAUUGAAUAAGUAUUUUACUGUAUUGACAUUCCAAGAUUUAGUGAUGUUUAUAUAAAUCAUUUUAUCAUUAAAAUAUAUAUGUAUAAAUAUCUGUUAAUUUCUUGGAAUAAUUAAUAAAAAUAAAAUAUUUUCCCGUA
Paramisgurnus dabryanus is the source of this 2445-nucleotide messenger RNA. The record is from RefSeq and is a predicted model, not a curated record. Lineage: Eukaryota; Metazoa; Chordata; Actinopteri; Cypriniformes; Cobitidae.